GUAGUGUAGUACAUCAUAACAUGUUAGACGUAGUUAUCACAUGAUCCACCAGGAGGGCAAAAAUAUCCGUAUGUAUAAGCGUGGCAAGGCAAGCCCAAGGUCGAUACUGGUUCUACUUCUACGCGACCACAGAACCAUUUCUGAUUUAUGUCGGUUUGUCUUUUCAACAUUCCCUUGAUACAAUCCUAACGUUGGGACAAGUUAAUAAUUUCUUGCUCUUACGUCUACCGAACCACGCAAAAAUGCAGAUGUGAGCACGAUUAUUCUGGUUCUGUAUCGCAUUUAUUUUUCAUCAAUGAACUCUUGAAGAUUUCAAGACGCAGGCCGUUUUUUUGCGCCGAGGACUAAAGUAAGCAGGGUAGAAGUACUUGGGAGGGGUAUCUAUUCGUGAACUGACCUCCACGCAGGUUGCUUUCUUUCUUUGUUUUUUGUUUUGUAGCGCAUUUUAUCUUGUCGUACAAACAUGCCGUACGCCUUGCAGCAAAAGUCCGAGCAGGAGAAGCUGGCGCUGCACCGGGUGGAGCAAGCCGUCAUCCAGAGUCAAAAAUGGGGCCGCGGCGCAAUGCCCCUCCCGAUGGAACAUGGUGCGCCAAUGCACAAGGGAAAAGUUGAUUACGAGUACUUGCAGUGCUGUCACAACGGGUCGAUCCCCGGCUACACGGGCUACAUGCCAACAAAAUACCCGCAGAGCCAGUAAAAUUUUCUUACUGUUACUGCUCCCAGUAAAACUUUCUUCACUGAUAGAGGAUGAGGAUGCAUCUGCAAAUGGAACAAAUGCAAAAGUGCAUUGAUACAAGCAAAAAUCCCUUAGGUAUGGACAGCCCGCGGCAGACGUGCACGCAAGGUCCGGCAAGUUGGUGCAGAGCAAGCCCUCCCGAAUAGAAAGCGAGCACCACAUAUCGAAGAAAAAAAGUUCGUCACGAUCACUCAUACGCAUUCUUGCAAUACAAAAUUGUUUGUCAUGCGUAAAAAUGCAUCACAGCCAAACUUCAUUAGGGAUUUCCCUAGUGUUUCUGCAAUACAAGGAAAGUUUGUGACGCUGAGAAAAUUUGUAAUGCAAAGCCUGCAGGUUAGUGUUGUGUUAGUGACUGUGACGGACUUUUUUCUCUCCAUACCACAAGCCAGUAGCCCAGAAAUCGAAGCCAGCGGACUACUUCAACGUGCCAGCCGAGUGGACAAAAACCUACACCCCAAAGGACGUGUUUAUGGAGUUCUCAAAUGUUACAUUCUCAACUGUUACAUGAUUUGUCAUGCAAAACUCUCAUCAGUAUCUACAUCAUCAAGCUGCUUCGCAUGACAAAUUUCCGAAAGGCUAAACAGCAUCUAAAUCUGUGCCAAACCUGUAAUGCAAAAAGCGAAAUCUUCCCCUUGCACUUUUGUUAUUCUUGCAUUACAAAUCCAUGUAACAGUUGAGAGUGUAACACUUAAGAACGCCAUAGUGUUUUCCACCGAAGAAAAACCCGCCAUGAAGAAAGUGAUGUCCAAUUACUCGGUGUCCUGCGUGCCCGGCUACAUGGGUUACUUCCCCGGGAAAAAGGCGGAGAACAUCAUUGGGGGCGGCAUCACGCACCUCGGCAAGGAGUGCAGCAAGAUCUUCUCCACGCGAGAAGAGAACGUGCGGAACCAUAUCCUAUGUCAAAACGUCCCCACCCCAUAGUCAAGAUGCGGAAUCGGCUAGACAAAUCCGCAAGUUUUGGCUGUUUCGCAUGACAAAUUUGGACUCGUAGUGUAGUGCUGUUUGAGGUACUUCAUCAGCAGCAUCACAGAUCUAGUAUAUCUUGCUGAUUGGACUUGGAGCAUGGCAAAUUCCAAAACACAACUCGAAAAUGCUUCUCAUGGGGCUCCGCAUGAGAAACAUUUUCAGCAUGCAGAUUUGCAUUACAACUCUGGGGUGGGAACGUUUUUAAAUACGAUAAACCAACCGGAGAAGGCGAAGCCGAGCCUGUACAAGGAGAUGGCGGAGUACUACCAACGGACAGCGGAUGAGCGGAUGGGAGAUGAUUUGUGGAAAAAUCCCAACUUUCUGCGCCGGCCCUACUGCCACCAGGGGUACAGAAACGACAGCAGAAUCUCGGUAUAUAGAGAAAUUCGCUUCGCUUCAUAAUUUGUUUUCCUGAAGUACUACGUAGGUUUUGGUGCAUAGCAUGCUGAGGGGACUAAAGCGCCGGCUCUUGAGUCCAGUAAGGAAUACAUGUACUUCUACGCUAUGCAUCCCGAGGAACAUCAACUAAACGAAAUUGUUCCCGUGUUGCAUCAGAUCUAGCAUCAGAAAUAAACAAGACCACAGGUCACGGGGAAGAGCUUCAGCACGAAGUACGGACACAAGACGGAGCUCUACCCUUUCGAAAGUCUCUACGUGGAAGAGCGGGAUCAUUAAGCCGGGCGGAGAAGGUCGUUGUAUUGCAAUUUUUGCUUCUCAGAGUUAGUGUUAAAUUCAAAUCCAAAUGUACAAUACUUUUGUUAAAAUCCACUUCAUCUAGUACCAGUUUGUUCAUCAAGUUAGUUUCAUCGCUAAGACUACACACUACAGCACGGCAGAUUCUAUCUACUCUGCCGAGUCUGAACCUUUUACUUUUUGACACGGAAAAAUCUGACAUAUACGGUUACACUUUUUUUUUGACGAUAUUCACGUUUCUUGGCAAUGUUCCUUCUACAUGGUAAAAGUCAUUUACCUACACAUCGACCCUGUAAAUUUUCAUUGUGCUUUCUGCUAGAAAUGAGUUUGAAGAUGGAGAUGGUGAUGGACUUGACUCUCUGCACUGAAAACCACUUGUACAAAAAUUUGCUUGGAGUUUUUGACAAAGAAAUCAAAAAAUCGAUAGAGGCAAGUAGAGAAGCUAGGACUCAU
This is a messenger RNA of Amoebophrya sp. A120, 2848 nucleotides long. The record is from the annotation of a GenBank genome assembly. Lineage: Eukaryota; Dinophyceae; Syndiniales; Amoebophryaceae.